Messenger RNA from Fonsecaea erecta, 2556 nucleotides. RefSeq lists its product as hypothetical. NCBI's taxonomy places the organism in Eukaryota, Fungi, Ascomycota, Eurotiomycetes, Chaetothyriales, Herpotrichiellaceae. Bases 1 to 2556 code for a protein of 851 amino acids. The transcript has a single exon. The record is from RefSeq and is a predicted model, not a curated record.
AUGUAUACUCUAUGGCCGCUCGUUUGUCUGUGGGUUGCGCUGUCGAGUGCAUUGAACCUGGAUCUGAGUUCGGCCUUGAGCUUGGACAAGAAGUCGCCCCUCAGGUUCAUGCGCAGAGGCAUCGUAUAUUCCAACACCACGUCGCCGCCUCCUUUAGACCUUCCCUUGGAGGUACCCACGAUCACUUCGUCCAGUACAACAUCUAUACCGGAUCUCGUUGAGACGACCUCGUCCACAGUAUCAACAAUCACUUCGUCUAGUUCUACAUCAACUUCCGCUACCACCGACACGAGCCUCAGCCUCGCGACAAUCGCUCCGCUCAGUCUUCCACCCAUACUUCCUCCCACUGUCGCCAGUAUCAGUACAACCACAAUCGCUACAAUCUAUCCUCCACUGCUUCCAGCUUCCCCUAAUCCAACCCCCGGCUCAACGACGAUCGUUACACUCAGUCCUUCGCCGCUUCCAGCUUCUCCUAACUCAGACCCGGGCUUGACCACGAUCGUUACAAUCAGCCCUCCUCCGAUUUUCGGUCCCGUUGCUUCGAACCCCAGCAUAACAACGGUCACAGCUUCGACCAACUCAUCAUUCGUUUCUUCCUCUUCCUCCAGCAACAUUGUCAGUCAGACCAAUGGAUCUGCACCUCCCAUUCUCAAAACUCCCCCACCACUACCAUCAAUCACGCGUCCUUUCACAAAUGUGACCGUGAGUUUGGAUCUUGGUGCUACCACGAACGCCUCCACGACCCCCCCGGCUUGUACCGGCUCAGUCACUUACUUUGGAUCUGUUCCACCCACAGUCUAUAUCACGGUCACUGAGGGAUUCAACGUAACGGUCACAGCCAGCAAUGAGUCCGUGACCGCGACACCAACCUUGAUCACCCCCCUGCCCGCCUGUGAAGCAACCAUCAUGCCCUUCGCCUCGACAUAUGGCCCGUUGUCGUCCGCCAGUGAUCAAGACCUGACCCAGACAGAAUCGGCUGUCCCAGGCCCUUCAUUUGUUCCUGUAUUUGGUACUAACAAUCCCCUCAUCGCCCCAGCACCCUCUGUGCCUGCGCCAGCAGCAACACCUGCUAUUGCGACCGCCCCUCCUCCGUUGGUGUCAGCUUCGGCUGCCUCUUCUGGGGUCUACUCCAGCGUUGAUUAUACCAGUACGGUUGUUGUCACGAAGAAGACACCAGUCCCCGUGGUGGUGCCACCCUCUACCUCUAUCGACAUCAACUUCAAUUUCCCCUCACACAGUCCCACCCCUCCUCCGAGCAGUGGAGGAGGCAAUGAUAACGGGAAUGGCAAUAAUUCCGGAAACGGUGGUGGUAACGGCAAUAGUGGCAGCGGUGGAAGUAGUACUGGCAACAAUAAUGGUGGCAGCGGCGGAAACACCCCUGCCCCCAACGCACCAGCAACUGCCGCAACCAGCAAUGAAGGAGGCAAUUUCCCUUCGAUCAGCAUCCAAGGUCCAACUGGCGGUACUCUGAUUGUGGAGGCUCCAACCACGACAGGACUGGGAAACAUCAUCGCUUCGAUAAUCAACUCACCUUUUGCGACAGCCUCGCCGACUGGUCGUGCUUCUGGAGCGGCCCCCUUGACCACAACAGUCAACGGUGUCCCGAUCAUUGUACAGGCGUCCAGUGUUGUGAUUGGAAGCCAGACCGUUGCGAUCCCCAAUCGGGUCCCCACCACUGUGCAAGCCUCGGGAGCUGUCUUCACCGUGGAGCCCUCCAAAAUCAUAGCUCCCUCGACGACCAUAACAAUAUCGCAGCUUCAACAUAACCAGGUUGUAACGCCAAUUCCAACGGCCACGAUUACGACGGCAAUUGGCGACCUCACUCUGACGGUCGGACCCACGGUCGCGAUCAUCUCUGGAACAACGUAUAGAGUCGGGGAGGGCGCGCCAGCCACGACGGUCACGGUCGAUGGAACAAGAAUCUCCAUCGGUUCUGGUGGCGUUGGAUUGCCUAGCACUACUGUGGCGCCUGGUGGCGCGACGAACUCGCCCUACGCUGUGUACACGCUAGAGGGCCUGACCUUCUCGAUCGAUGGCACUGAGGCGAUUGUUGGCGGCACCACGUAUCGCAUCGGGUCGAAUGCUCCGCAGCUCACCACCACCAUCGGGUCGCAACAUGUGUCGGUAUCGCUGGGCCCUGGUGGCGUUGGUCUAGCCAGCACUACAUUGGCACCUGGCGCGCAGCCCAGCUCUCCGUUUGUCGUCUACACCGCUGACGGCUUGACCUUCUCAGUCGAUGGCAGUGAGGCAGUUGUCAGUGGCACGACUUACCGCAUUGGAUCCAACGCACCCCAGGUGACGACGACCAUUGGUUCCGGACAUGUAUCGGUGUCAUUUGGCCCAAGCGGAAUCGGCCUUGACUCGACCACGAUCGUUCCCGCGACAGCCUCGUCACACAGAUCUCAGGCUUCGAAGACCAGUUCGAUAUCCGCACCUGCGACAGCAUCUGCGACACAGUCCGUGGGUGUGGACAGCGCGGCAUCACCUCGGAUCUGUCUCAGAGCCGCUCUGCGAUACUGUCUUCUUGUCCUGACUUUGCGAUGGCUUGUUCUUUGA